Messenger RNA from Ictalurus furcatus (blue catfish), 1513 nucleotides. Its product is annotated as serine/threonine-protein kinase SBK1. Gene Ontology annotation, biological process: peptidyl-threonine phosphorylation; peptidyl-serine phosphorylation. The record is from RefSeq and is a predicted model, not a curated record. NCBI's taxonomy places the organism in Eukaryota, Metazoa, Chordata, Actinopteri, Siluriformes, Ictaluridae. The transcript is spliced from 4 exons. Gene Ontology annotation, molecular function: ATP binding; protein serine/threonine kinase activity. Bases 394 to 1467 code for a protein of 357 amino acids.
GUAGAGGGUGCUGAAAAGGCCAAUGACACAAAUGUGCUAAAGGAUGUGCAUGCUUGUAUGCACGUUUAUUUCAUAUAGUAUAAGCAAUGCAAUUCAUUUAAUGUAACAAAGACUACAAAGUUCUAAUAAAAAAAAGGAUGAAAGCGGAUUUGCAUUAGGAGACUGAUAUUAACCCGAGUGUGUGUGAGUACUGAGAGCGUCCUUUACUCUUUUGAGGGUUCGUAAGGUGUUUCUCUGACUGAGAUUCUGUUGAAUCAGCAGUAGGGAACCUGAGCCUUUAGCCUACAGCCGCUUUAGAGUUAGCACCACUCAGAGAAGCACCUCCCUCACCUCACACCCAAAGAGAAGAGACAAAUUGACAGGCAGACAGACAGACAGACAGACAGACAGAGUAUGAAAGAGAAGCUCUCCAGCACUUGUAACGAUCAGACACAUAAAACUGUCCAAGGCAGAGCAAUGAUUGAGCUGGGCCCUGUGGAGGACGGCAGCAGCCACAUAGAGGAGCUGAUGGAGCUCACGGCACAGUGUCUGAGUCGCCUUGAGAUUAAAGAACACUUCAAUGUCAUCAAGGAGAUCGGCCGCGGCAAAUAUGGGCGCGUGCUGCUGGUUACUCACCGCUGCAGGGGGACACCCAUGGCCCUGAAGGUCCUGCCCAAAGCGUCGACCCAGCUGAAGGGAUUUCUGCGUGAGUACUGUAUCUCGCUCCGCCUGUCCUCCCACCCGUGCAUUGUGGGUCUGUUCGGAAUCGCCUUCCAGUCUAAUGAACACUAUGGAUUUGCUCAGGAGCUGGUGGUCGGCCGCGACCUGUUUGCUAUCAUCAAACCACGGGUUGGCAUCUCAGAGAGUGUAGUAAAGCGCUGUGCUGUGCAGAUCGCCAGUGCCUUGGAGUUCAUCCACCGCUUGGGCCUGGUGCACCGUGAUAUCAAGCCAGAGAACAUACUGUUGCUGGACACCCAGUGCCGCCAUGUGAAGCUGGCUGACUUCGGCUUGACACAGAAGCGUGGCACUCUAAUCUGCUACAUCUCAAGCACGCUGCCCUACAUGGCCCCGGAGCUGUGUGCCAUGGUGGCGGAGGACGGCCAGGAAAAGCCUCAAGCUCCACCGCUCAGCAUACAGCCCAGCCUAGACACCUGGGCUUUUGGCGUGCUGCUUUUCUGCAUCCUUACAGGUUUCUUUCCCUGGGAACACUGCACAAGCACUGACAGCUUCUAUGAGGAGUUUGCUGAGUGGCGGCAGGACACAGAGACAACAGAAAUCCCGACACAGUGGAAAAGAUUCACACCAGCCUGUUUGGAGAUGUUCGGGAAGCUGCUGGCGCUGGAGCCUAACGACCGAUCCACAGCCGAUGUGGUGAAAGGGUAUGUUGGGAAGGAAUGGGUGAAGCCAAAGUGCCCAAAUGAAGGUGAUGGAGUAAGCGCCAUGGCAACACUGAGCAGCCCUUGCCGUAGUAGCCCAGUGCUUCAGUAAUGCCAUCAUGUGACAUUCCAUCACAGUGUCAUUAUUGCCAGUUUUU